AGACGCCGGUCCCGCCGCCCGGAGAAGAGCGCUCUCUCUCCUUCUCCGUGGCGGGCGGCUGCUUCCCUCCGGCGGACUUCUCGGAGCAGCGCCGCGCCAUGAGCGGAGGAGGAGGCAGCAGCCGCGGGCGCCGGGAGAGCCGCGGGGCCGCCCGGCCGCCGGGUCCCAGCGCAGCAGACUGAGGCAGCGGCGGCGGCGAGAGCGGGACGAGGCGGAGGAGGAGAAUGCGACGCGCGGGUCUGGCCGGGCUGGGCUUGGUGGCCGGGCUGUGGCUGCUGGCCGUGGUGGCGCUGGCGGGGCUGUGGAGCGGGCGCGGCGCCCCGGAGCCCGGCGUCGAAGCGGCGUCGAGCGGCCGCCUCCUCCGGCCGCCAAGCCAAGCGGCGCAGAAAACUUUCCGCGCGCUGCUUACGCUGCCGGGACAACCCUCGGAGGGGCCGGGCGAAAGUGGGCAGGAGCCGCCGCCGCCUGUUCCCGCGGAUCCGCCUCGGGGCGUCGCGGAGCCGCCCGUGCGCGGCGGGAUCUUUUGGAGCCGGGCGCUGGAGGCGCAAGUGCCGCCGGGCUUCUCGGCCGAGGAAGCGGCGUCGUGGCUGCGGGCGGCCCGCGAGGCGCGCGUCGUGUCCCUGGAGCGCGGCGGCUGCGGGCGCAGCUCCAACCGGCUGGCGCGCUUGUCGGACGGCAGCCGCGCGUGCGUGCGCUACGGCAUCAACGCGGAGCAGAUCCAGGGCGAGGCGCUCUCGUACCACCUGGCCGGGCUGCUGGGCAUCCAGGAGCGGCUGCCCCCUUUGGCGCUGGCGCGGGUCGAAGCCCGCGGAGGGCAGUGGGCUCCCGUGCGCGACGAGCUGCGCGGUUCCCCCUGGGCCGACGGCGCCGUGGUGAGCCUGGCGCGCUGGGUGGACAACCUGACCGACGUGGUGGCUCCCGCCCCCUGGCGGGCCGAGGCGGGCGCGGCGGCGACGUCGGGCCCCCGUCGGCUGCAGCCCCUGUCGGCCGGGGAGCUGCGCGGCCUGAGCCAAGCGCAGCUGGUGGAGCUGGUGCAGUGGAGCGACCUGAUCGUCUUCGACUACGUGACGGCCAACUUCGACCGGCUGGUCAGCAACCUGUUCAGCCUGCAGUGGGACCCGCGGGUGAUGCAGCGCGCCACCAGCAACCUGCACCGGGCGCCCAACGGCGGGCUGGUCUUCCUCGACAACGAGGCGGGCCUGGUGCACGGCUACCGGCUUCUGGCCAUGUGGGACAAGUACAACGAGCCGCUGCUGCGCUCCGUCUGCGUCUUCCGAGAGGCCACCGCCCAGCGGGUGCGGGAGCUGCACCGCGCGCGCAACGCCGCCGCCCAGCUGCUCCACCUUUACCGGACCCGGGAGCCCCUGGCCGGCGUCUUGGGCUUCCUCUCAGAGCAGCAAGCGCAGCUACUGCAGGACCGUGUCGACUUUGUCCACAAGCACAUUUUGCACUGCAAAGCCAAGGCUGCCUCGCUGUGACCCCUCUGGACCUGGGUGGAUUUAACAUUUCAAUGGGCGUAAGGAAGGCACUGGAAGUGUGCCCGGUCGGGCAGUGUCCCUAAAGGAGGUGAACGCAGGGGCCGCGGUUGUAGGUGGAUGGAACGCAGCUUCUGGUCUAGAGCACUUCUGGAAACCUUGCCUUGAAAUAUCUGACCAGCCUGCCGAAAAAUGAACUUCAUAAUUGAGAGCAUUUUUUUUUUUUUUGUGGGGAAGGUGUAGAGACUAGUUAAUGGUUCCCAGACAUUUUCCUGCUGGGAUCCAUCAGCAGAAUGUGGUCUUCCUUUGUUUGGUGCACACAGUUUAAAUUCCAACCCCAAAAGUGAAAUUUCUGACUAGGCAACCUUAUGCAGGCUGUACUCCCAGCUUCCCACCCUGUCCUCAAAAAGAGACCUGGGUUGGCUUAGAUUUUUGUCAGAGGGAUGCACUGAAGACAAUGGCCUUUUUAGGUGUAAGGUAUAAUGCUGCCCUGAUGCACCUGUCAUGCACUAUUGUCUGCUAUAAAACUAGGCCAGGUAAUAUCCUUCCAUUGCACAGUGUGUUGUUUUUCUUUUCUUUGUGUCUGAAGUAAUUAGGGUCCAAAAUAACUUUGAGGGACUCAGUUUGUGGCCUGGGAGUAUGUGAUGCUGGAACUAAAUGGGUGUGGUCCUAACUAGUCCCUUGGAUAAGAGGCCACUGGGAGCCUCCUGUAACAUCAUGGCAUAAUGAUAAUAAGUGUAUCUUUUAAUUGCUAUAUAUUUCCCUGUAUUAAUUUCAUGCCAAAUUUCUCUUUCAAGUGUGCCCCCCCCUUAAUUGCUCUUAUAAGAGCAUCCCUUAAGAAUUCACUCUGAAAUACUCUGUGCAAAAGCUGUUGCCAUGGUUGGGUGGAACUAGCUAUCUUUCCCUUCCAGUGGGGAUUUGUAUGUGCACAAGAUUCCCUGUAACAAUCCCCUUUAUUUUAAAUGAAAAAGUACUUGCUAUCCAGUAACAAUCUGCAUCUAUCCCACUUACGGACUUGCAUUUUCCUGUGGCUCUUCCUAGCCAGGGCGGACAUAGUUUUGACAAAAGUUAGUAUUUUUAAAAAGAAGAAGUGAUGAGAAAGUCACUAUUUCAGUAGCUCUUGACUUUAACCAGUGAGAAGAAUUUGGCAAAUAUCAUUAGUUUCUCUGUGUGUCUGUUUUUAUAUGUAACCACUGCUGUACAGUAAAUAAUUGACUAAUGGGGUGAUGGAGGAGAAAAUAUUCCCAGGUUUAUAUAGUAUUGUCAGUGUAUUAAAAUGUUUUGAUGCAUUAAUCUGGAGGAGGAAAACAUCAGUUUCAUGCACUUUACUUUGACUUUUCUUAUUUUUUUUAUAAAAAGACUUUUUUAUUUUAAAAGAAGUCUGCAUUUUAGGUACAUGACAUAUGUUCUUAAGCUCUUCUGUAACAUACUAAAGAAAUGGAUAUUUCAGUAAAAAUGUGUUAAAAGUUU
This is a messenger RNA of Podarcis raffonei (Aeolian wall lizard), 2945 nucleotides long. It is a transcript of the gene FJX1, whose product is annotated as four-jointed box kinase 1. The record is from RefSeq and is a predicted model, not a curated record. Lineage: Eukaryota; Metazoa; Chordata; Lepidosauria; Squamata; Lacertidae. Gene Ontology annotation, biological process: cell-cell signaling. The transcript has a single exon. The coding region runs from base 225 to 1478 and encodes 417 amino acids.